Aspergillus thermomutatus is the source of this 1158-nucleotide messenger RNA. RefSeq lists its product as uncharacterized. Bases 1 to 1158 code for a protein of 385 amino acids. Gene Ontology annotation, molecular function: protein binding. NCBI's taxonomy places the organism in Eukaryota, Fungi, Ascomycota, Eurotiomycetes, Eurotiales, Aspergillaceae. The transcript has a single exon. The record is from RefSeq and is a predicted model, not a curated record.
AUGGGGCUGUUAGACCUGCCCGUUGAGAUCGUCCUGCUCAUCGCCGAGCUCCUGUCCCAGAGAGACCUGAACGCUCUUCAGCAGACGAAUCAAAGGUCUCACUCCCUCCUCUACUCGACUUUGCUUCGUCACAACAUCAGGGUUCAUAACUCUUCUGCCUUGCUCUGGGCCGCCAAGGCCAACGAUCUCCAACUUGCAGAGCGUUUGUUCCGCGAAGGUGCCAUGGUUUCCUCACUCGAAGAGCCCAAAGUGCCAACAAGGAAAUUUGGCCACCCGCUCUACUUUGCGGCAGAAAAUGGCCACGAAGAAAUGGUAAAGCUGUUACUGCAGCAUGGCGCGAACCCAACCACUGAAAAGACGAGCUGCGGCCCAGCCAUCUACGUUGCAGCGAAGCAAGGCUACGUCGGAAUCAGUGAGAUCAUACUAUCGGCCAUCAGCACAAGCAGCGAGGCAGCGAAGCACAUGGUACUGGGAAUGUGGAUUGCUAUCUUCUUUUGUGAUCUACCCGUCAUCGAAGGCAUGAUUGAGCGCUGUGCCCGGUUUUAUUCCCCAGAAGCAGAAGAAGAGUUUGGUCCCCGAAACGACCACUCCUUGUUGUCAAAGAUUAUAGAGUGUGGCUGCAGUGAGAGUACCAUUAGAGCCUUUGUUCAAGUUGGUGCAAAGGAUAUCCUGGAUGAAGAAUGGUCUGCGUUGGGGCGAGCCGUCUUGCGAGGUGAUCCACGAAUUGUCGAGCUCCUAUUGACCAAUGGCUAUGAUCCAACCAACCAGGGGGCCCUGGGCUAUGCCGCCGGUCAGGGUGCCAUGCAUAUGAUACAGCUUUUCUUGAAACAUGGCUGCCGAAUGAGGAGAAUGGGCCGUCUCCCAUUUCUCCGGGCAAUUCGAAAAGGGCGCUAUGACGUGGUUGAGCUUCUACUUCAGGAGGGAGCGGAUCCAAGCGGCUCCAGCGUGUUCCUGGAGGAUUUGGAGGACAACGUGGUACUUGAGCAUCUUUCGGCAAUAUCCUGCGCUAUCCACUACCGCCAGCCGGCUAUCCUAAAGCUAUUGAUUGAGAAUGGGGAGCGUCCGGAGCGGAUGGACAUCGCGCUCGCGGAGGUAAUGAAAGAUCCGGAAGCGCUUGCCUUACUAGCACAAUUCCGCCAUAACAACGGGCCACUGUAG